ACGAGAAACUGAACAUCUGCAGGAAGAAGCCAGCGACGUGCCGGCACAGUGGCUCACAUUCUGCUUUAAGGAUAAUGGAAGAAGUGACGUCCCGAAAGAAGGUGGAUGCAAAGGCUGAUCAUCUGAGAGCUGACAGCAAAUCUUCAAAACUGGAGAAUGGAAAUGUGGAAGGCAAGAAGGUGCAUCUGGCCUGGAAUAACACAUAUUUACUCCUUCUCUUUCUUCUCCUGCCUGUUAUCAUAAGACUUUGUCAGGAUGGCUGCCUGCCUCCUGACUCACCCUGGAGUAUAUUGUCCUACGAGGCACUUUGGGACUGGGAUGCCCUCUAUCUUGUGUUGGCACACACGAUUCUCCAAGCAGUUCUUUACUACCUGCCUGCUGGGAAGGUGGUGGAAGGUAAAAUUGGGCACACAGGAAAAAGACUGAGAUAUAACAUAAAUGCUGUUCAUGCAUUCAUAACCACCACUGCCAUACUGGGAUUAUUAUAUCACAAUGGUCUGGUCAGAGUGUCGUUCAUCUUCCACAAGACUGGACCCAUCAUCUCAGCCACUAUUGUCGUCUCACUCAUCCUUAGCUACAUCUGGUAUCUGAAAUCAUUCUGGGCUUCAGAAAAAGAACUUGUAGACUACGGAGAAAAGGGUAAUUUUCUGCAGGACUUCUUUCUGGGUCGGGAAAUCGAUCCUCGAAUAGGUAAAAUAGACAUCAAGCAGUUCUGCAUGGUGCGAAUUGGCUUUAUUGGAUGGGGUUUGGUCAAUGUCUCUUUCUUGAUGACAGACAUCGAAAGGAAUGGCACACCGUCCCUGUCUCUGCUCCUCGUUGUGACCUUUCAGCUCCUGUAUGUUCUUGAUACCUGCAUUGAUGAGGAGUCCAUUCUGUUCACAAAGGAGUACACUGAAGAUGGGAUUGGCUUCACAAUGACACUCGGGGAGUUCCUGUGGAUUCCGUUCUUCUCCACACUGCAGGCUUACUACCUCCUUCACCGGCCUUUCCAGCUGUGCUACUGGGCAGUCCCUCCAAUCCUGCUGCUGUACUUGGCUGGCUUUGCGAUUUACUAUCUGUCUGGAGAACAAAAAGAUGGCUACAGGUUAAACCCCAAAGAUCCAGCCUAUUCACACCUUGAAACUAUCGAGACAGGUACUGGGAAAAACCUGCUUGUGUCUGGGUGGUUUGGAUGGCUGAGACACCCAAACUAUCUUGGGGAUAUUAUGAUGCACUUGGCCUGGAGUUUGCCCUGCGGAUUUUCUAGUUGGAUUCCUUAUUUUUCUUUUAUAAGUUGCCUAAACAUCCUGAGACAACGGGCUGAGGAGACUGAGAAAGAGUGCGCGGAAAAGUAUGGAUUGGCUUGGAAGGAAUAUUGCCGCCGUGUCAAAUACAAGUUAUUCCCUUAUGUAUACUAAAACCUGUGCUUGUUUGGAAUU
Molecule: messenger RNA, 1418 nt
Organism: Polypterus senegalus (gray bichir)
Lineage: Eukaryota; Metazoa; Chordata; Cladistia; Polypteriformes; Polypteridae
Product: delta(14)-sterol reductase TM7SF2
Exons: 12
Coding region: 75-1397 (440 amino acids)
Biological process (GO): sterol biosynthetic process
Cellular component (GO): nuclear inner membrane; endoplasmic reticulum membrane
Molecular function (GO): oxidoreductase activity, acting on the CH-CH group of donors, NAD or NADP as acceptor
Source: RefSeq, a predicted model, not a curated record